Glycine soja is the source of this 963-nucleotide messenger RNA. Its product is annotated as ribulose-phosphate 3-epimerase, cytoplasmic isoform-like. Gene Ontology annotation, biological process: pentose-phosphate shunt; pentose-phosphate shunt, non-oxidative branch; carbohydrate metabolic process. Gene Ontology annotation, cellular component: cytosol. NCBI's taxonomy places the organism in Eukaryota, Viridiplantae, Streptophyta, Magnoliopsida, Fabales, Fabaceae. Gene Ontology annotation, molecular function: metal ion binding; D-ribulose-phosphate 3-epimerase activity. The record is from RefSeq and is a predicted model, not a curated record. The transcript has 8 exons. Bases 161 to 847 code for a protein of 228 amino acids.
CCAAUGGGGGCGGUGUCAAAAAUUUGCAACCUAAAAUGUGAAAGUGUAGCGUUACUGUUAAGUUCUUUUCUUCCUACUUAGCGACCCUCCAAUCGCGAAUAUUAAGAGAAUCAAACUCGUUCUGUUUUGUUUUUCUUUAUUUCUGAGAAAGAAAGAAAAGAUGGGAAUGACACCGAAAAUAGCUCCUUCGAUGCUCUCUUCCGACUUCGCCAAUUUGGCUUCCGAGGCUCAGCGCAUGCUCCACUUCGGCGCCGAUUGGCUCCACAUGGACAUCAUGGAUGGGCAUUUUGUCCCCAAUUUAACUAUUGGCGCUCCAGUUAUUGAAAGUUUGAGAAAGCACACAAAGGCAUAUUUGGAUUGUCACCUUAUGGUUACAAAUCCUCUUGAUUAUGUUGAACCCUUGGCAAAAGCUGGUGCUUCUGGUUUUACAUUUCACGUAGAGACAUCAAAAGAUAACUGGAAAGAACUUAUCCAAAGAAUCAAGUCACAUGGCAUGAUUCCUGGUGUAGCAUUAAAGCCUGGGACCCCCGUUGGAGAGGUUUAUCCUCUGGUGGAAGCCGAAAAUCCUGUGGAAAUGGUUCUUGUGAUGACUGUAGAACCUGGAUUCGGAGGACAAAAAUUUAUGGCAGAGACGAUGGAUAAAGUACGUAUACUUAGGAAGAAGUAUCCAUCACUUGACAUAGAGGUUGAUGGUGGUUUAGGGCCUUCAACCAUAGACGUGGCCGCAUCAGCAGGGGCAAAUUGCAUUGUUGCUGGAAGUUCUGUUUUUGGUGCACCUGAGCCAGCUCAAGUAAUAUCCUUACUGAGGAGUUCUGUUGAGAAAGCCCAGCAAACCUCGAUACAGUAAAACAAUGUCGUUUUAAGUUGCAGUAUACUUCACAACUUUACAUAAACAAUAUGCUUAAUGUUAACAUUUUCAUAAGUUGAAUAAAAGAUCAAGUGACUUGAUAAUGUUUCUUAAUA